Thrips palmi is the source of this 1302-nucleotide messenger RNA. Its product is annotated as lipase 3-like. The transcript is spliced from 8 exons. Gene Ontology annotation, molecular function: hydrolase activity, acting on ester bonds. The record is from RefSeq and is a predicted model, not a curated record. Lineage: Eukaryota; Metazoa; Arthropoda; Insecta; Thysanoptera; Thripidae. Gene Ontology annotation, biological process: lipid metabolic process. Bases 59 to 1297 code for a protein of 412 amino acids.
CGUGCUGCUCGGCGAGGUGCUCGGCGAGGUGCUCGGCGAGGAGGCGCCCCUGGCCGACAUGAAGGCGGUCUUCGCGCUGCUGCUGCUCGCGGCGGCGGCCUCCGCCAUCCUGCGGAAGCCCAAGUCCGCCACCAGCAAGGUCCCCGCCGAGGCCUGGCUCACCACGCCCGAGCUGGUGGCGCGGUGGGGCUACCCCGUCGAGACGCACACCGUCCACACCGACGACGGCUACCUCAUCGACGUGCACCGCAUCACGGGGCCGCGGCUUGGCGGCGACAAGAGGGACACUCCGUCGGGGUCCAAGGCGGGGCCGCAGGGGCCGCAGGGCCGGACGCCGGUACUGCUGAUGCACGGCUUCGGCGCCACCAGCGAGUGCUGGGUGCUGCGGCAGAACGACAACCUGGCCUUCAUGCUGGCGGACGCGCAGUACGACGUCUGGCUCGGCAACUUCCGCGGCAACUUCUACGGCCGCAGACACAUGACGCUCCGGCCCAGCGACUCGCGCUUCUGGAAUUUCGGCUGGCACGAGAACGGCGUCCUGGACGUGGCCGCCAUGGUGGACUACGUGCUGAUGGAGACGCAGCGGGCCUCCAUCCUCUACAUCGGCCACUCCAUGGGGUCCACGUCGGCGCUGGUGCUGCUGUCCGAGCGGCCCGAGUACAACGCCAAGCUGGGCGCCGCCUUCCUGCUCACGCCCGCCGUCUACUUCCAGCACGUCCGCGGCGGCUUCAGCGCCAUCAGGAAGAACAUGCCCUGGGGAUACCACUCUCUGGCGCAGUUCCGGCUGGAGAACUUCCUGACCCGGCGGCCCCUCCCGGACAUGUGCAUGCCCCCCAACAGCAACGCCGUCUCCGCCACCUGCUGGAGGCUCAUGGAGGACGCGCAGGGCCCCUUCCACUCGGUCGUCAACAACACGUAUAUGCCAAUUCUGUUGCGACACUGGCCCGCCGGGACUUCCCUCGGUCAAGCAAUCCACUUCGGCCAGCUGAUAGUUCGAGGUGAUGGAUUUUACAAAUAUGACUUCGGGGCAGAGAGAAACCUUGCAAAAUAUGGAACAAUUUAUCCGCCAGCGUAUAAUUUGACUAACGUGCAGGCCCCCAUUUUCAUGUAUUAUUGUAAAAACGACUACCAGGCACAUUACAAGGACGUGAGGAAGUUGGCUGCUGACAUCCCAAGCCUAGCAGGUCUCUACGAGACACCAGCGGAGAUAUUUAAUCACAUAGACAUUGUAUACGAAGAGGAUGCAGCCGAGUUAGUGUACAAAAGACUGAUUGACCACAUGACGAAAUACAGAUAAAUAUA